Messenger RNA from Brassica napus (rape), 2560 nucleotides. Its product is annotated as diacylglycerol lipase-beta. The coding region runs from base 237 to 2378 and encodes 713 amino acids. The transcript has 14 exons. Gene Ontology annotation, biological process: lipid metabolic process. The record is from RefSeq and is a predicted model, not a curated record. NCBI's taxonomy places the organism in Eukaryota, Viridiplantae, Streptophyta, Magnoliopsida, Brassicales, Brassicaceae.
AAGUUUAAAAAAAAAGUAUUUAUUUAUUUAUAUCUCGUACGGACAUUAGUUUCCAGCUGGUGUCUUGUCAGCAAAAAGAUCAAAUUGUUUUGUCUGAAAACAUAUCUGAAACAAAAAUCGUCAUCCAAGUGCGGAUUUGUCUCGGAGAUGUCUCUUCGUGCUUUCAUGCCCGUCGAGACAUUGACCUAAUCUCCGACAACGACCAACGGAACAAGAACACAAACAUCAAACGAUCAAUGUGGAUUACGAGGUUGAAGAGAGUUAGGAGAACGAUAUUGGUUCUCGGCAUUGCCAAUUUGGCCGUCAUUGUCUCCGGCUGUGUUCUGACUCUCGUUUCCAACUCAAACUGCGACAGCGCCUCCCAGCUAUUCCCCCUCUACGCUGUUUGUUUAGCCGCAUGCGUCAAACUAGCCUCCAUGGUUAAGGUUGCCACUACACAGGAACUCAUGGCUAUCACCAUCAUGGAUUCUCCUACUCAGAUCAGCCUCGAUAGAAAGAUGAAGUAUAAGACAUGGCUUUGGUGGACUCGGUUUGCAAUGGUAAUAACUCUACUGCAGUUUCUUGGUGCAACUUACCUUAUGUUCCGUGUCUCCACAUUCGUUUCCCCUGAUGGCAUGCCAAGACAUUGCGUUUUAGGGCUAUCUCCAGAGACUCGUGGGUGGAAGCAAAGGCUGCAGGCUUCCUUCUUGAUCACAGUUUGCUUCGUUGCGUUGGCUCAAUGCUUCACGGGAUCAGAUAUAUUGCAAUGGCGGUCUUUCUACGCAACUCAAGAUGAUGCAUGGAAAGCUCAUUACCAGGAGGUGUUUGACCAUGGGAUUCGUGAAGUUUUGUGCUGUCUUGGACGCCGUGAAUAUAUGGGUGUUAUCGAGGAAGAUGAAGUGUGUUCAGUUGCAAGACUGUUGGGUGAUCUUGUUUCAUAUAGAGCAUCAGGCACUGGCCAUUUGGAGUUUUUGGCAGGCCUUGCUCUGUUGCAGAAUAAUAGCCAGUUUCCUAAAUCAUAUGAUGAGGACUGUAUGGAAGCUCCAGCGUUUCAUCUUCAGGAGGCUGCUACGUUUCAUAAAUUUGCUGAAGCUGCUUAUACUGGGCCACUGCUUGAUGUUGGGAGAAACCCUGCCUUGUUUUUAUGCACAUGGGUCUGUAGGCAAGGGAUCUUAACACCUUGGAGCCGUAAAUGGAGGCCUAAACUUGAUGGUGAUAAUUGGUGGAGAGGUCAUGCAGCUGCCUUCCUUAAGUUUAUAGAUUUCCCUGCUCAUGUUCUUCGCCGAGGUCGAAUUUGUAGUGAGAAGUGUAAAGCAACAUACUUCGUUGUAGUCUUACAUUAUCUUAGAUGUGUUGUAAUUGCUGUUCGAGGAACUGAGACGGCUGAAGACCUCAUAACUGAUGGUUUAGGUCGUGCUUGUUCACUAACUCCUGAAGACUUGGACGGCCUAGCAAAUCGCAUUCGUGUUAUGGAUUCUUCUCGUACACACUACGGGCAUUCGGGAAUAGUAGAAGCUGCGAGAGAUCUAUUUACGCAAAUAGAAGGAGACCCUGGAGAGUCAGGAUCUAGUGGCUUCCUGUCCUCGUUGAUUGGUGAUGGAGGCGAGUGUGCUGGCUACAGCAUUCGCAUCGUUGGGCACUCCUUAGGAGGUGCUAUUGCCUCCUUAUUAGGAAUUAGACUUCGUUGCAGAUUCCCUGACCUAUAUGUAUAUGCCUACGGUCCCCUCCCAUGUGUAGAUCAAGAUGUGGCAGAGGCAUGUUCUGAAUUUGUUACAAGCAUCGUACUGGAUAAUGAAUUCUCAUCACGCCUUUCGUAUGGAUCAAUCCGCCGACUACAAGUAGCAGCAAUCAAAGUCCUGUCUCAAGAUCCUAAAGCUGACACAGCACUCAUUUUCAGACUCGCACGCCGGUUCUUGUCUGCUAGCAAACGGCACAGACAAAAUGAUGUCCAAGAACAAACUACAGGAGAAGCUAUACCAUCAAUAGUAGUUGUUGACGAUUCACAAGAAGAAGCAGUAGCAGAAAUGAGGCAACAUGAUGAGGAAUUCAUUAAUCCGUUCCACGAGACGGCGGUCUCAACAGAUAGUCCUGUCUCUCAGUUUAUAGGAACAGUUCAAACAAGAGUAGAUGAUGAAGCUCCGGAGAUGUUCUUGCCUGGUUUAGUCAUCCAUAUUGUACACGAAGGAAACAACAUGAGCGUGCCUAUAUGGCGAGGGUGGCCGAUAUGUGAUGUGCCAGAUGGUUACAAAGCUUAUGUUGCAAACAGAGAGAGCUUCAAAGAAAUUAUGGUUUCUCCAUCAAUGUUCCUUGAUCAUCUUCCCUGGAGAUGCAGACACGCAAUGCAGAAGGUUUUAGAAUCUCGCAAUCUCUACUGCGACCUGACUAGUGAUCUGACAUAGUAUGACACAAGACAUGAAAGAUGUUUCGAUUAAAUAACAGCAGAAUGUGCAUAUAUGUUUUCCUAACCAAACAUUCAAACAACAUUACUGAAUGAACAAUGUCAUUUACCUUCAUAAUGGAAUUAGUUAUUUCUAUUUUUGGCAAAGGCCACUAAAAUAAAAUGGUUAAUAUUUAGAUGGUA